Candidula unifasciata is the source of this 1023-nucleotide messenger RNA. NCBI's taxonomy places the organism in Eukaryota, Metazoa, Mollusca, Gastropoda, Stylommatophora, Geomitridae. The record is from the annotation of a GenBank genome assembly.
AUGGCGUUUACGGUGAUUUCGGCCAAGUACCCGACAAACGUUGAUCCAACACGAACUCCACUAGCGUAUGGCGAUCGGGCCAUACCUCGUUUGAACAGAGAACUCAAGGAUGAGAACGUUAUUGUACGACAGAGGGCAGUUAUGGCUCUUUCUGAUUACCUCCAUGACCCAGAACAUAUUGCAGACGCACUGAGACUCGGUCUUGGGGAAACUUUAAAAAUAUGUCUCAGUGACAGUGAUUUCACUGUUCGGUGGAAAGCUGUUGAAUGUCUCUGCACAAUGGCAGCAUACGCAAUUGGAAGAGAUUCCUUUUUGAAGCUGGAGACGAUCUAUCCAGUAGCUAAUCUGUUUGAAGACCGCAAAGACAUCGUUCGGAAGUAUGCACAUAUGUGUCUUUUGAGGAUUUCUGAAACACCGCCAGGUGCUGCAAGUAUUGUUGAAGCACAGUUAAUUUUGCCAUUAGUAGAAAAACUGCAGAAAGAACUUGAUGAGAUCAAGGAGCUGAUUCUAGACACACUGCACUUUUGCAUACAGGAAGACAUACCGAGCGCACUCGAAGCUAGAGCCAUGCAAGUCAUUACCAUGCUUCUGAAGCAUGACCUGGCUGUGAUCAGAGGAAAGGCAGCCAGAGAUAUCAUGGACCUUAGUGUGUCACUGGAAGGCAAGAACAUGGCUGUUGAAUGUGGAGCUGUACAACUUCUCCGUCACAUGCUUGUCGACCAGUCAGCAGAAGUCAGAGCAAAAGCUGCUGGAGCCCUCAUGAUGAUUGCCAUAACAACAAAAGGAAAAUAUACAGCCAUCCAUUCACUGGCCAUCAAGCCUCUAACAGACCUAGUAGACGACAUUAACAGUGAAGUUAGACUCAAUGCAAUCAAGGCAUUGACUUGUAUAGCUGAAGCUCCCGAAGGACGUCGAGAGCUGUUACAGUACACCAACAAGAUUCGCAACCAUGAAAAAGAUGCAAUAGCAGCGGUAGCUAAGGCAGCUCAUAUUGCAGUCAAAGUGAUAACCUGGCUCCCGUAG